UUAUAGUCUUUGGGGUGAGCAAUAAGUAUGACAGAUAAAUCUGAUGUUGAUUUGCUGUCUGGGAUCACUGAGAAACCUCCAGAUAACUUCCUGGAUUCUGAGGAAAACAAUGGGAAGAAUGAAGAUGAAGGAGCAGUGGUGCUGGAAGAGCAACUUGGAGAUGAGGAUCAAAAAGAGGAACUUCCCGAAACUCCUCAGGAGCUAGAGAAGCAGGAAGACAUGGAAGGGUGUGAAAAUGAUGUUGGUAAAGAGAUGCCUGAAGAAGAGGAAACAAGUCAACUGAUGGAAGAAGAUGAUGUGAAGGGGGAGAUUGGCACAAACCCUGAUAAUAAUGAACAAGCUGAAAUAGUAACUGAAGAAACACCUACCACAAAGGAAGAUUCGGAGCCAAUUGAAAUGGAGGAACCUGUGGAACAAUCUACAGAUCUUCCCAUGGAACAAUCUGUAGAACCGUCAACAGCGCCAACUACAGACCUUGGUACGGAGCCAUGCAUGGAACAUUCUCAAGUCUAUGCAAGCAGUGGCGUGGACGGGGAUUUAGACACAGAUGCUGAAGAAACACAACCAAAAAAAACGCAUAAAGUUAAAGAAGUCAAACAAAAAUCUCCAUCACCAGCUAAACAGACUCCUCCCCCCACAAGCAUCCGACGAAGUGCGAGAUCAAACAAAGGCAUCGGGAAGGAGAUAUUCGAUCCUUCUCACAUCCCUAAAUCUUCUUCUUACAAACGAUCUUCCGCAGGUCGAUCUGAGCGCUCUCCGAGCAGUGAGCGAUCAUGUUCUCCAGUUUCCUCCACUAGUUCUGUGCAAAGUAGGAAGAAGAUUGUACAUGGGGAAUCACCUAGGAGAAACUCCCCACGAACCAGAGAUAUAAAAUCAAAAGUUGGUUUGGAGCUUGAACCACCAGCUAUCAAAUCUCCUCAAAAAGAGAAAGAGAAAAAAUCGAUUUCACCUCAAAUAAUAAAAAAACCAGUGAAGAAAGAGCCAGAGUUUGAGGAAGAGGAUGAUCUUCCUCUAAACACAUUGAAGGAAGAUGCAGAUGAUUCAGAUGAAGUAGAAAUAUCAGAUGAUGAUAGCGAUAGUGAUGAUAGUUACAAUAAUCCUGAUAGACUAUGGUGUAUAUGUAGAAAGCCACACAACAACAGGUUCAUGAUAUCGUGUGAUGUUUGUGAGGAUUGGUUUCAUGGUGAUUGUGUUGGGAUCACCUUACAAAGAGGAAAGAAGAUGGAAGAAAAACAAGAGGAAUAUAUUUGUCCCAACUGUAUUAAGAAAUCAAAAAAGGGAGCAAAAGAUAGAAGAAAGUCAAAAGAAGAAGUUAAGCCUGAGGUGGUUUCAACGAAGAAGCGUUCUGCCUCUUUGGAUGAAAAAUUAAGUUUAAAGAACUUUGCCUUGAAAGGACAAAUUCAGAGCAGUUCAAACAAAAAUCCAGACGGAGCCCCAGUGAAGAAAAAACUCAAAAUAUUUGAUGAAAGUCAAAUUAAAAAGAGUAAUGCAGCAUCAAAGAAACACAGUAGUAGCAACCCAGCAAUGACUGCAACCACUACAAAUAAAUCGGACAAAGGUGGAAGGAAAUGUAUUGUCAGUUCGUGUGGUAACGAUGCACUGAAAGGUUCAGUAUACUGUAGCAACCAAUGCAUUUUACGCCAUGCGAAAGAAUCACUUAAGUCAAUGGCAAAGGAAAAGGAACUGGCAUUGCAGAAAUCGAAAUCCAUAAGGGUUUUGAGCAAGGAGGGAACAAAUAUAACAUCAAAGGAACAUAAAGAUCGCGUGACAGUGAUCUGCAGGAAAACUAUGAAAGUACUUCGUGGACCCCACGCACCACUACGCAGAGAUCUUGCCAAGUUUUUAAAAGCUCACCCUUCUUAUGAGAUCCACCACAAAACUCACCACACACAGCCGGCACCGACCGAAAAACACCUUAAGCCUGCCAAUCAUGAACCAACAAACAAGACGAUUGCUUCAACCGACUUUUACCGCCAUGUCGAGCAGAAUAGGAAGAGAAACAGAUACGGAAUGGAUCCAGACUACGCACCAGACCCCAAGAAGCUUCAAGAAUCUAGUGUGGAUUUCUUUGAAAAGAAAUCAAAGCCAGUCAUCACACCAGGUGCUUCCACCAGUAAAGUGCACAACUCAUUAAAUAAAAUGAAAGAGAGGAAGACCAGCACAGAUGGAAUGAGAAAAUCAAUCGAUGAGAAAGAGAGAAAAAAAUCCCUGGACGGUUUAUCAAAAAAAAUCCAUGACCGACCAAACCCUAAGUUGGAGAGGACAAACAGCAGGGGAGAAAAACCCACUGUUAGGGUUGAGCGAUCUUCCAGCAAAGAAUCAAAAUCAUCUAACUCGGAUAUUAGGCAUAAUGUCAAGAAAUCAAUUCUGGGUAUCCUGAGCAAGCGCUCGGAGGAGUCCGAGGACCUCCGGAUGCAUCCAUCCUCCAUCACAAGACUCGUGGAUAAAAUUGAAGACUCCUUGCACAAGUUAUUUGGCGAAACGAACGUCAAAUAUAAAAACCGAUAUCGGAGCAUUAUGUUUAACUUGAAAGAUGAACGUAACCACGGAUUAUGGAGAAAGGUUAUAAUUGGUGACGUCACCACUUCCGAACUCGUACAGAUGACAGCCGAGCAGAUGGCAUCUAAGAAACUUGCCGAGUGGAGACAAAAUGAACUCACCCAAGAACUUGACAUUAUAGAGAAACAAGAAAAAGAAUUGCAGAAUUUUCGGCCGGUUUCAAAAAUUACUCACAAAGGUGAGAUUGAGAUUCAGGAAGAUCUUUCUGAUCUCACAGAGACAAUACAUCCCGGGAAGAACGGAUCAACCGCUCCCACUGUUGCUCCUGUGAGGAAGAAGAGGAUCUCACUCUCGGAGGAUGAGAAUACUGACUCCUCCACCUCCCAAUCUGUGGACACAACAUCUCAGCAUAAUGAUCAUCUGUUUGAUCUCAACUGUAAAAUAUGCACUGGCAAACUAAAAGAAGAAAGCCUUGGAUUAUCAGAGCAGCAUCAAGUGAAGACAAAAGUCCGGCAUUCAACAUCCAUCAUUCUUAGUUCGGAGGCGCAAAAAGUGACGCCUUCCUCCAAAGAGCCGACCACACCAACCUCACAUCUUUUUACUCCUGAUAAAGUGAAAGAGAAAAGCAAAUCGAAAGUGAAACGAUCAGAUAGUGCAGUAAAGUCUCACGAUUCAACUCUCUCUCCUGCCACCAUCUUAUCCAGCAUCGCAUCGGAGAAAGUGAAGAAGAAACCCAAGCUCCCAUCUCCUCCUCCUCUUUCGGAUGUUGCCAUCCACGUGGAUCAGGAUGCGGAGAAAUCUGCUCCGGAUGCAAAAGGAGCAAAACAAGGGACUGGUGAAGAAAAGCAAUCUUCAGAUGUACAUGUGACCACCAUCACAGCAAUAAGUGAAAACACGAAGGUUUCGGAUCCAAGGAAAUCCAACAAACAGAUAAAAGAAGAAACACCAGCUUCUGUUGGCGUUGUAUGGUCAGGCUACAUCAGUAUGUUGGAACUUUCUACAUUUAAAGCAAAUGUUUACCCGGUUGGGGGUCAAUGUGAUGAACUAGAAAGCCACCUUCCGAUAAGGUUAGUGUUAGGGGGUCGAAUCCACCCUAAGGUAGUUUGGGAAUAUUUGCGUAAAGUACAAACUCUACAAACCAAACAACUUUCAAUUAUUCGCUUCCAUGCGGCAACUGAUGAUGAUCGGAUUGGUUACAUAGCGAUGCUUUCCUACUUUAGCAGCAGGAAAAGAUUUGGAGUGGUGAGUAACCAGGAUAGGAAACUUGUGAAGGAUAUGUAUUUAGUUCCGUUACUUGAAUCGCAACCUAUACCUGAUGAGUUGAAGAAGACGGGUUGCCAACUCAGUUUUCCUCCAAACCGACCUUCCAUGUUGAUAGGAAUCGCUGUCAGACACAUCAACAAACAACCGUAUGUGAUUUUAUUUACAAGUUUUGAGUCAGAACAUGUUGUAACAGCUGCCCAGUUAAAACCCAGUGUCAAAAAUGAAGUUGAGCUAAAGGUGCAAGAAAACAAACCAGUUAUACCCGAACCCAAACAACCUCUCCUCCUCACUGAGGAGGAGCUUGGAUCACAGGAGAAGAAAACAUCCUCCGGAUCGCUGUUUGAGAGAAACAAGUCCCUUGCUCCUUCACUCAAGUUCUUCAUGAGGAAAGCAUCAGAAGAAGAAGAAAGCAUCAAGGAGAAACCUGAAGAUGAAGAACCAUAUUCACCAAGUGCUGCUAUUGCUGCUGAGGAACAAGCUGCAGAUGAUGAAGAUGAAGAUGGAAAUGAAGCGUAUGAUCCAGAGAAGAUGUAUGAAGAGCAAGAGGAAUACGAUCCGGAAACAGCAUUUGCUCCUGUGUCACCUGCUGCGGAGGAUGCUCCUUAUGAUCCUGAGGAAGAUGAAGAAAUCCUCCAGAAGAAAGAAGCCGAGUCAAGGGAGAUGAAUGAACUCGUUGAGAAACAGGCUUUCUUAGAAAGGAUGCAGAAGGAGUUGGAAGAGAAAAAGGCAAAAUUAGCGGAGGUUGAACACUCCCUACAACAAUCAACAGUUUCAGAACCUGAGGCACCUCGUGUGGAUCCACGACUUGCACGUCGCAUGCAACCUCGUGAAGUUACAACUCCGCCACCUGUCACCCAACCAUCCCCGGUAAUCCAACCUCCAGUCAUCCCACCUCAACCUCCUCCAGCUCAACAUUCAUCUCUCCCUGAGAUCUCAACCUCCAAAGAUCCUCUGCAGACGAUCUUAUCGGUGCUCAACAUGGGAGGAGGAGCAUCCUCCCAAUCCUCCAUCCUCUCAAUGCUCACCAAACCAAAAGAAUCCUCCCCUCCUCCUCUUCCCGACUCCACCACAAAGUCCGAUGCAGAGGAGGCAACAGGGAUCAUCUCUGCUUCUCCUGAACCUGCUGCUGCUAAAGAAACUGAGAAGACUGGUCUUGUAUCUUACAACUCAUCUCCUGAAAGCCAACCUGCUGAUACUGAAAUAAUCAAAACUAAAUCUGAUGAACCAAAAAACAAAUCUGAUUCAAAGAACAGCAAGUCACGGGAUGAUGAGAGACGACGUCGUUCGUCAUCUGCUUCAUCUGACGAUUCACGAAACAGAAGAAGAAGCAGUCAUCGUGAUGAUCGGAGACAGAAACGUCAUCGUCGAUCACGGUCACGAUCACCAAACCGUCACUCACGACGUCAUUCACCAUCACGUCAUCAACGACGUCACGGGGAUCACUCACGUUCAUGGAGCCGAGACAGAAGGCGCUGAAACUUUCAAUUGCAGAAAUUAUUGCUUUUACAUCACGUUUUUGAUGGCGUAUACAAAAUUUGUAUUACAAAUCUGGUCAUUUUAUCCGGAUUUCACUGCCCGUUCGUUUGUUUUUAUAUUUUUGUUUUAAGGUUUUUUGUAUUUUACUCAGCCACAACGUUGUGGUCAAAAAUGAAGAAUAUUAACGUGGCUAAGUAUUAGCUCACUUCGUGUCAGCAAAUAACUUGUUAAUCGUGAAAAACUUUAAUAGCCACUGAAAUCUACUUGGCGUAAUAAACCGUUGCCAUCUUU
Molecule: messenger RNA, 5529 nt
Organism: Ciona intestinalis (vase tunicate)
Lineage: Eukaryota; Metazoa; Chordata; Ascidiacea; Phlebobranchia; Cionidae
Source: RefSeq, a predicted model, not a curated record